AUUCUGCAUCAAAGCCAGCAAGCAGUGGCAUAUGAUAGCAAAUGUGUAUUCUUCAAAGGGAAAUCACAUGGCCACCAUGAAAACAAACCCAAAUAUGUCUAUGGCUGAACUUAUCUUAGCUUCCAUCUCAAAAAUCAUAGAUUCCACAACGUGCACUGAAGAACAUGGACAUUUUAUUGAGAUUGGAAGCUACUUUUAUCGAGCAUCUAUGGCCAUUAUAGAGCUACAAGCAAUAGACCCAAUAAGAUUUGAUGAAAUCCUCCAAUCUCUAAACAAAAGCAUCAAUCUUGCAAAGGAUCUUCUGGAGAAGUUCUUGACAGGCAUUCAACAAGCCUCAGAUUCUGAACCCAUUAGCAUCAUAGAUCCACUAAAAGAGCUGAUAAAACAAAUGGGUGAAUGCUUGAACAAGGUAGCAACCUAUAGUUUUGAGGAUCAGAAUUAUGUGAAAAUGGCUAUUCUAUCACUUUCAGAUGAGAUGCAGAAUAUAUCCUCUAAAAUUGUCACAGCUCAAGCCGUAAUUAACGAGCAAGAGAUGCGAGCUUCUUCGUCGGAUGAACAACCAGAAGUUAUUGAAAAUGAUCUAUACCCCAUUGACAUGGACUGGGACACAAACAAUACACAAUCACCAGUUGAGUCAGAGUUGAGUGAAGCUGUUAAGUAUAGAAAUGUCACAGAAGUUUCGACAAAACGACCCUCGACAGCUAACUACAUAGAGCCUCUUUUCGAGACCUUCAUCUGUCCGUUGACGAAAGACAUCAUGGAUGAUCCGGUUAGCCUUGAAACGGGAGUGACAUACGAAAGAAAAGCAAUCGUCGAGUGGUUUGAAGAGUUUGAAGAAUCUGAGGAAGUUUUCUGCCCAGUCACAGGGCAAAAGCUUGUGUCCAAAGCUGUUAAUUCAAACAGAGCUCUGAAGUCUACAAUAGACAAAUGGAAGGAACGUAAUGAGAUAGCAACAAUCAAAGUCGCACGAGCUGCUCUGUCCCUAGCCAGUUCAGAUGAAAUGGUGCUCGAGGCAAUCAAAGACCUGUCGAGCAUCAGCAAAGGAAAGCAGUUCAACAUAGAACGGAUAUUCAAUUUUGACAUGUUGCCUUUGCUCGUCAAGUGUCUGGAGUACAGAAACAAAGAUGUUAGAUAUGCACUUCUUGAGUUAUUGCAUCAAAUGGCAGAAAUCAAUGAAGACAACAAGAAGAUAAUCUGUAACCAAUUGGACAUGUCAAGAAUGGUCAAUCUACUAUCAAGUGGUCACAGGUCAAUCCGGAACACAUCUUUGCUUCUGUUGCAUGAGCUUUCAAGAACACAGUCAUUGACUGAUCAAAUUGGUUCAGUAACUGGGGGGAUUUCGAUGCUGAUCGUUAUGAAGGACGAUAGGUCUGAUGAAUUUGCUUCAGAAAAGGCAGAUGAAACCUUGAGAAACUUAGAGACAUCUCCAACUAAUAUCAAGCUCAUGGCAGAAUAUGGACUCAUGGAGCCCCUAGUAAGGCAUCUUACUGAAGGUAAUGAGUGGAUGAGAAUAGAAAUGGCAAGCUAUCUUGGGGAGAUUGUUAUUAUACAAGAUUGUAUGGCAUAUGUAGCUGAGAAGGCCUCUCCAGCUCUUGUCGAUAUGGUGCACGAAGGAGAUACACUUGUCCGAAAUGCGGCAUUUAAAGCUUUAUUGCAAAUUUCAUCUCACAGACCUAAUGGUGAAAUACUUGCAAAAGCUGGAACUGUACAAGUCAUGGCUGAAGAGAUUUUCACUCGUAUCAUCUGUGAUGAACUUAAUGAUCCAAAAACAGAAGCAGCUGAAAUUCUGGCAAAUAUAUGCGAGUCCAGUCUCGAUCUUGAGACACUUCAAGUUAAUGCUCAUGGCUCCACUAUGAGCUCAGAUUAUAUAGUCUACAACAUCAUCGACUUGCUCGAUAUCUCGACCCCAGAUGAAUUUAGCAAGAGCCUCAUUAGAAUACUAUUAUGCUUGACAAAAUCUCCAAAAGCAAUGGACACCAUUGUUUCAGGGGUAAAAAGCACUGAAGCUUGUGAUACCCUCAUAGAGUUCCUCAAUAGCCCAGAUGAAGAACUUGGAAUUGUGGCAAUAAAACUGCUUAUAUCACUGUGCCCUUACAUGGGCUUCACAAUGGCAGAAAGACUCUGUGAAACCAGUGAUCAAGUGGAGAAUCUUAUCAGUAGCAUUACUUGGACAGACCAAGUCACAGAGAGGCAGGCACUUUCAGCAACAUUCUUAGCAAAACUACCUCACCAGAGCCUGGCUCUAAACACCGUUCUUGUGAAGAAGAACAUUGUGUCCAAGAUCAUGGAAACAAUCGAUCAAAUACCGAGCGGUGGAAUGGGAAUGAACAGGUAUGCAAGUACUUUGCUAGAGGGUUCGGUGGGGAUUCUUGUCAGAUUCACAUCAACACUUCAUGAUCCACAAAUGUUGUUUAUAGCAAAAUUUCACAAUUUUACAUCAGUAUUUACUAACCUGCUGGCGCAAACAUCAAGUGAUGAAGUUCAAAAGCUAUCCGCCAUUGGGUUGGAGAAACUCUCAUCAGCAUCCAUGAGUCUAUCAAAGCCCCUAGACACUAAAAGAAAAAGGGUCAUAAAAUUUCUCCACAUACCCAAGCUUCUAUCGCUAGGUUCAUCAAAGAAGGGUCAGUUACGAGUAUGCCCAGUUCAUAAAGGGGCUUGCUCUUCACAAAACACAUUCUGUUUAGUAAAUGCAAAAGCAAUUGAAAGGCUAUUGAGGUGUUUAGACAAUGAGAAGGAAGAGGUAGCUGAGGCAGCUCUGUCAGCCAUUUGUACGCUUGUGGAUGACGAAGUGGAUGUGGACAGAAGUGUGAGCCUACUAAACGAAUUUGACACAAUAAAGCAUGUCCUGAAUGUGGUGAGAAUGCACAAGCAAGAAUCUCUAUGGCAUAAAUCCUUCUGGUUGAUAGAGAAGUUCUUGCUCAAAGGUGGGGAAGUCUCACUUUCCAAUAUAUCACAGGACAGAUCAUUGCCUGCAAUAUUGGCGGCUGCUUCACAUCAAGGGAGCAGCGAAACAAGGCAGAUAGCUGAGAAGAUAUUGACCCAUUUGAAUAUGGUACCAAAUUUCUCUUCUCCUAACUAUACUCUAUGAUUAGUGUAUAUUGACACUGUACAAAUGAG
Cucurbita pepo subsp. pepo (vegetable marrow) is the source of this 3117-nucleotide messenger RNA. Its product is annotated as Armadillo/beta-catenin-like repeat family protein. The record is from RefSeq and is a predicted model, not a curated record. Gene Ontology annotation, molecular function: ubiquitin-protein transferase activity; protein binding. NCBI's taxonomy places the organism in Eukaryota, Viridiplantae, Streptophyta, Magnoliopsida, Cucurbitales, Cucurbitaceae. Gene Ontology annotation, biological process: protein ubiquitination.